Zygosaccharomyces rouxii is the source of this 2055-nucleotide messenger RNA. It is a transcript of the gene CRN1, whose product is annotated as coronin. The record is from RefSeq and is a predicted model, not a curated record. Gene Ontology annotation, molecular function: actin filament binding. The coding region runs from base 1 to 2055 and encodes 684 amino acids. Lineage: Eukaryota; Fungi; Ascomycota; Saccharomycetes; Saccharomycetales; Saccharomycetaceae. The transcript has a single exon. Gene Ontology annotation, biological process: actin filament organization.
AUGAGCGGUAAAUUCGUGCGUGCAUCUAAGUAUAGACAUGUUUAUGGACAACCACCAAAGAAGGAACUUUGGUAUGAAAACGUCAAAGUUACAUUGAACGCUUGGGAUUCCAAUUUGAUUAAGACCAAUGGUAAGUUUAUUUCUGUCAAUUGGAACACUUCCGCUGGUGGAUCAUUCGGUAUCAUUCCAGUAGAGGAGCAUGGAAAAGUUCCUGACGUGGUUCCCCUCUUCAGAGGCCAUACCGCUCAAGUUUUGGAUACAGACUUUGAUCCAUUCGAUGAUUACAGGAUUGCAUCGAGUUCUGAUGAUGCUAAGAUUGGUAUCUUUGAAAUACCUAAAGAUUACACUUUUCUUCACAGAGAAACAGAUGAGGAAGGUGAAGCUCGAGACGUUCAUCCCGUUAAGAUGCUUUCCGGACAUGGUAGAAAGGUCGGUCACAUUCUUUUCAAUCCUGUGGUAAAGGAUGUUUUGGCAUCUUCAUCGUUGGACCGUACUAUUAAGAUCUGGAAUAUAGAAACCGGUAAGGAUGAAAUCACUUUAACGCAUCCAGAAAUGGUUACUUCCAUGUCAUUCUCAUACGAUGGUAACUAUUUGGCAACAGUGGCUCGUGAUAGGAAAUUGAGAGUUUGGGACAUCAGAGCCCAAAAGAUUGUUAGUGAAUGUAAGGCACAUGAAGGUGCAAAGAGUCAAAGAGUCGUUUGGUUAGGUAACAGUAAUCGUUUGGCUACUUCGGGUUUUUCGAGGCUAAGUGAACGUCAAGUGGCUCUAUGGGAUUCAUUCGAACUCGAAAAGGGUCCAUUAGGUAAAUUUUACACUGUAGAUCAAGCACCAGGUGUAUUGAUGCCAUUUUAUGACGAUGCUAACAGGAUUUUAUUUUUAGUUGGGAAAGGUGAUGGUAACAUCAGAUAUUAUGAACUUCAAGAUGAUCAAUUGUAUGAGUUAUCUGAAUAUCUGUCAACAGAUCCUCAGAGAGGUUUCGCGGUAGCUCCUAAACGCAAAUUAAAUUUGAAAGAUAAUGAAAUUAUGAAAUGUUUCAAGACUGUGGUGGAUUCUUGUAUUGAACCAAUUUCCUUCUAUGUCCCAAGAAGAUCGGAAGCCUUUCAACACGAUAUUUACCCUGAUGCCCCCAGUGACAAACCCGCAUUGACUGCUGAGGAAUGGUUUGGCGGCAAAUCCGUGGAGGGACCAUUAUUAAUUAAUUUGAAAGACUUGUAUGAGGGAUCUGAACUAGAAUUGCGUCCUGCAAAGAAGGAGGAGCCAAAGCCUAAAGAGGCUCCAAAGAAGGAGGAGCCAAAGAAGGAAGAACCAAAGAAGGAAGAACCAAAGAAGGAAGAACCAAAGAAGGAAGAACCAAAGAAGGAAGAACCAAAGAAGGAAGAACCAAAGAAGGAAGAACCAAAGAAGGAAGAACCAAAGAAGGAAGAACCAAAGAAGGAAGAACCAAAGAAGGAAGAACCAAAGAAGGAAGAACCAAAGAAGGAAGAGCCAAAGCAAGAGGCGUCAAAUGGAAACAAUGCUCUCAACAAAGAAACAACUGUUGAUAAGCUUCUGGAAAAAUCAUCUGCCCUCGAUGCUUUAAAUGAUGCAGAAGAUCCAUCUAAAGAUACUUCUAGUUGGGACGAUGAAGAAGAAGAGCCAAAGGCACCGGAGACUGAUACAAAGACUGAGCAAAAAGAACCUGAGAUCAAGGGAGAUGUGAAGCAACCUAAGUCAUCUAAGAAGAAAACUAAGGAACAGUCUAAGGAACAGCCAAAGAAGGAGGAGCCAAAGAAGGAACAGCCAAAGAAGGAGGAGCCAAAGAAGGAGGAGCCAAAGAAGGAGGAGCCAAAGAAGGAAGAGCCAAAGAAGGAAGAAUCGUCCAAAGAAAAACACGAGGCUAAACCUGCUACAAGACCUUUGAAAUUGGAACAAACUGCAGAAAAAUUAUCGACACUCGUUUACAACUUAGAAGGCAUUGUAGAGAAAUUAACCAAAGCUAAUAUUGAAAAGAACGAACGUCUGGAACUUCUGGAGACUAAAAUCGAGCACUUGUUGAGCAAGGAAGAAUCCCGCUGA